Molecule: messenger RNA, 1452 nt
Organism: Caretta caretta (loggerhead turtle)
Lineage: Eukaryota; Metazoa; Chordata; Testudines; Cheloniidae
Product: protein mono-ADP-ribosyltransferase TIPARP-like
Cellular component (GO): nucleus
Molecular function (GO): metal ion binding; NAD+ poly-ADP-ribosyltransferase activity
Source: RefSeq, a predicted model, not a curated record
AUGCCUGCCAAACGCUGGUGCAGCUCCCCGCCCGCUGUGGAGCGAUGGGUCAGCGAGGACGGCGUCCCCUUCCACGUCCACCAGGAAGAUGGCAUCCGGAUCUGUGACGGCUUCCUGCUCGGGCACUGUCCCCGGAGGGAGAGCUGCCCUCUCCAUCACACCCGCUACCCCUUCCACUGGCAGAUCAGGGGGAGUGGAAGGGCAGCGUGGCAGAGUCUGAGCGACUCGUCUCAGCGUCACUUGGAGAAGCUCUACGGCGACGCUAAAAACGGCUUUGUGCGGUUCUUGGACAGGAACCGAUCGUUUGGGAUCCUGGACCUGGACACCAUGGAGCUGGGCUAUUCGGACGUGGUUAACAGAGUGAGGCGGCUGGCCAGCACCUCGGACUGGAAGCAGAAUCCCCGCUUCCACACCAGGUGGCAGGUGUACUGGAAGCACAGAGACACCUGGCAGCCUUACGAGGAGCCUGUUCCCCACGACCUCCUUGCAGCCUUUGAGAGGGGCUCCCAGGAACCCACCUUUCGGUUCCAGGGCCAACUCUACACCAUGGAUCCAAGGCCCCCUCAGCAGAGCACUGAAGGCCAGGGAUCUGUCCAGCCCAUCCAGAUCCAGCGCCGACCGGCCUACCGCUCCCUGAGCUGCAUGGCACGGUAUCUGCGGACAAUCCCUUGGGGCUCCCGGGGACUCUUCCAUCCUUCCACGUCCACCAUCCCCGGGGAGAGACCCACAGAUGGGUACUGUGGCCCGUACCCAGCCACCUGGGUUCCCCAGACACCCCGUGGCCAGGCCUUCCUCCAUGCAGAGGUGGCCGCAUCGGAAGCGGUGUACCGCGAGAUCUGUGAGCUCUUCCACGCGUCUGUCCCAGAGGACAUGGUGCUGGUGCUGAGGAUUUACAGGAUCCGGAACGAUGCACUCUGGAAAAAAUACAGCAGCCGGAAGGAGCGCAUGUCCAGCGGACUCUCGGCCCAGGAGAAGAGGCUCCUGGAGAGGCACCUCUUCCACGGGACCUCAGCCGACAACGUGGCGUCCAUCUGCAGGGAGAACUUUAACCCCCGUCUCUCCGGAAAGCACGGUGCCCAUUACGGCCACGGCAGCUACUUCUCUUCCUAUGCCCACUGCUCCCACAACUUCGCUCUGGCCAACCACGCCGGCCACCGCCACAUGUUCCUGGCCAAGGUCCUGGUGGGCAAGUGGGCGUUGGGGAGACCCGGGUACACCCAGCCCCCGGCGAGGGAGCCUGGCGGACAGUGCUACGACUCCUGCAGCGAUGAUGGCCAAGAGCCCGCCCUCUACGUGAUCUUCGACAACUCCCAGUGCUACCCCUACUUCGUGAUCUGCUACAAACUGCUCGGUGACCCCGUGACGCUGGACGGCGUCGGAGGAGCGGGUCUGUUGGCAGGGAACAGCUUCCCAGCGGGCAGGCUCACGCAGCCCAGCUUUUCCACGCUCUAA